Molecule: messenger RNA, 327 nt
Organism: Ostertagia ostertagi
Lineage: Eukaryota; Metazoa; Nematoda; Chromadorea; Rhabditida; Trichostrongylidae
Source: the annotation of a GenBank genome assembly
AUGGUCACCUGUAUGAAAUGCAACAAAACAGUCCCGCCUGGGGUACCGUUCUACGAUGUUGAUCACGCUCCGAAGUGCAAGGAUUGCUGUUUGGCCGACGGCGCCAAGCCUUCUCCAAAGAUCUCUUCAAGACCGGUAGCUUGUAGGAAGUGUAACAAAGAAAUACCGGCUGGGACGCCAUUUUACGACAUUGAUCGUGCACCGAAAUGCAAAGACUGUUGCAAUGCGGAUUUCAAGCCCACUGCGGUGACUGCACCAAAAUCGGUAAGAAAACAAGUUUCGAUUCAAGGAUGUAUCUAUUGUGGCAACUCUAAGAUGUUUCUGUGA